GAGAAAAGUUCUCGUCCAUUUCUCACCAUCGUUUACGCAUGCGUUCCUGAACACGUUCUGCUGAAUGCUGAGCCAAUUGCAGAAGAAGGCUUGCAAGAAGAUGAACAUGGGAACAUCAUUGAUCCUGCCACCAAAUCAUCAGUGGAAACAUCAACUGCCAUGAGUGAUGAAACCACAGCUGGGUCUCCGAGACCCUUGCCUACUUUGGUGCUUAACCUUGAAAAAUCAGCGCCUCCAGAGAACGAAACCCGGCGGCAUCUGUACUUCCCUACGGACAUCAUGCCGGAGAACUACACUAACAAUGAUCAAACGAAUAACCUGCGUCGGCACGUUUCGCCAUGGAAUGAUUCGAUUUAUACGCAACUGUGUGAUACUAAUGUGACGAAGGCAAAUCACGUCAUGGGCGUUAUUACCGAGUGGUUGACUGCAUAUCAAUUUAUCUUGAAAAAUCUGGAGAAGUUUGUCCUGUACUUGCUGCUGAGUGUCUGCGUCGGCCUGCUUCUUUUCUGCCUGGUCCUCAUCUGCCAACUGUGGAGCUCGAAUCGACGCCGAAAACGCCGCCUUUUGCGACAGCAAGAGCAGCACUUGAAGAACGGCUUCCCUUUGACAACAUCCACACCGAAUCCACCUCCGAAACCAAAGAUAAAAACCGUGGUGAGUGUUGGCACUGUGACCAACUUUCCACCCACAUCGUCGUCUGUGCUGAUGGAAACGGAUUCAGAAGCAGACGCGAGAGACAGAAGCACGCCAAGGUUUGGGGCUAUUAGUUCAACUCCGUCAAGUGGCGGCAGUUUGGGGCGCCCUUUCCCAACAAACUUGUCUGCAAUUGACAGGACUCCAUACGGAAGUGCAGCUGUGUCGCCGUCAUCUAGAGCAGGUUUAUUGGCGCCGUUGGUUGAAAUUGAUGGUGUUGAUGACUUCGGCGAUGACAUGCGUUACCAUAAUGUUGUGUGAAAGAUUUUUCUGAUGCAUGUUAGGGUUUUUUUUUUUUAUUACGGCGUCAUUCGGCUUUGAAGGCUGUGAAUUUUUGCGGUCCCUGUGACUAGGAAGGACAACCAGGUUGCUCAUUGCUUCAGUUAACCUUUAAUGUGUGUUUCAAAUUGGAGCAACUUGUUUGUCCUUCUAGACCUGGUGUUUGCUUGGUAUUGUCAGUAUUGUGCCAUGAGAGAGUAGUGGAACUGUCAUUAACCUCUUCAGGAAAUUAAACAGUUAUUUCCAAUGCCUUGAUAUACUUUACUUGGGAAUUAGAGAUUUGAAAUUGUUUCUCCUUACAUCUAUGUGAAGGCAUCAUCUAACAUUGAAGCUUCAUUUUUUCUUUUUUCACACAUGUCGUGCUUAUUCAUUAUAGGAGUGACAUCUAAGAUUAAAGUUUGAAACGUCUA
Messenger RNA from Notodromas monacha, 1382 nucleotides. Lineage: Eukaryota; Metazoa; Arthropoda; Ostracoda; Podocopida; Cyprididae. The record is from the annotation of a GenBank genome assembly.